AUUUUUUAUUCUUUAAAUAAAAUGUCAAACGAUGAUAGAACCGAAUUACAGCUGUUACGACAAGAAAACGAACUAAUGAAGAUGCAGCAUAAUGCCAUGGAGCAACAAAUUGUUGAAUUACAAAGCCAAGUAGCAAAUUUACAAAAAGUCAUGACGCAAGUGCUUAAAGAUUUAACAGGUCAUGAUGAGCGUCAUGCGACCAUGCUUGGUGAAUUAAAUGGACUCAAGGAAUCAGUAAUGGAUUCCAACAGUCUAAACAUGACAACAGAGGAUUCUGGGUCUUCUAUGCGCAGCAUUCCUGCACCUUCCAAAGUGCUUGUCAACAACCAAAAGAAAAAAGACAAUAGACUGUUUGAACUACGACGCAUUACCAAAGAUUGUAUGCAUGUCGAUGAUGAAGAAGCAGGUUUACGACUGUAUAAAUUACAAAAGACAAUGGUCCAUGUAGUUUCCGAUUUAAAAAAUUACAUGAAGGAUAAAAAUGAAGAUGUUUGUAAAUCAUGGAAAUCGAUUGAUAUUAGUACGCAACGUAUUGCCUUUGAAAUGGUCGAACGAGAGGCGGUUAGUUUGGGUGUACCGCUGAAUCUUUGCAUAGGAUAUUGGGGUGCAAGAAGGCUCAUCAGUAAAUCUUGGGCAAAUGCUCUAAGGACAACUAAAAAACACGUUGGAUCAGGAGAUCCCGAGAAAGAUGCUGAUGAUAGUUCAUGUGCUGAGAAUCACAAGAGAUCCAAAUUGCAAUAAGAGCUUUAUUGUAGUCGGAGUAACAUCAAGCAUUUUUAUGCUUUGUUUGUGAAACCUAUUUACACUUCAAAUCCAGACAUGUUGACAAAAAAGAAAGGUCUUAAUGAAUACACAACAUGUGCUCUAUGUUCUUUAAAGUAUUCGCAACUCAUACACUCGCCAAUCAAGAAGCAAUGUCUCUUUUUUCAUAGUCCCAUGAUAAUAAAAUCACAUCGUUUCAUUUUUGUAUUAUCAA
This is a messenger RNA of Mucor mucedo, 976 nucleotides long. RefSeq lists its product as uncharacterized. The transcript is spliced from 2 exons. NCBI's taxonomy places the organism in Eukaryota, Fungi, Mucoromycota, Mucoromycetes, Mucorales, Mucoraceae. The coding region runs from base 22 to 741 and encodes 239 amino acids. The record is from RefSeq and is a predicted model, not a curated record.